Molecule: messenger RNA, 630 nt
Organism: Rotaria sp. Silwood1
Lineage: Eukaryota; Metazoa; Rotifera; Eurotatoria; Philodinida; Philodinidae
Source: the annotation of a GenBank genome assembly
AUGACGUCUUCAUUAUCAUUGUCAACAACACCUUGUACUUCAUGUGAUUAAAUCAUAUCAAAAGAAUUGCAUGAUCUCGCUGAACAAUUAAGAAAAGCUCGAGUAGAUGAUGAUUUUAUUGAAACUGAUCUUCAUGAACGAUUUGAAAAAUCUAUUGGUAAUGUUUGCAUUGCAGAGGAUGGUCAUUUAGCUUAUCAUAUUGGACCACAGAGAGAUCGUGCAUUUGUUAUUUCAUCGGGCAAAUAUAAAAUUCGAUUUAUAAUGAAUAAGAAAAAUUCAAAAUUUGUUAUGUCGUUUAAUGUCAUCUCAAAAUAUACUUCCAUACAUAAAAAUGAAUUUGAACUAGGAAAAUCAAGUUAUGGUUGGUACAGUGAUGGUGAUACUUGUUGUGGUGGUGUUGAUUUACUACCCAAUAAAGACAAACGUGAUAUGCAAGGUGAAACAACAUUUGAAAUCGAAUUGUUCCUCGACUGUGAUAAUCAAAAGAUAAGUUAUUUCAAUGAACGAACGAAAAAUAGACGAGAAAUGAAAAUUAAUCUUACAAAGUGUCCACUUCCUUGGCAAUUACUUUUUUAUUUAUAUGAUGUUGAAGAUUCUGUUCGAUUUUUAUCUUCAAAACAAUUACUUUGA